AUGGACGACACUUGGAAUUUUGAAAAAGACAAUAACGGCCAACCUGCCGAUUAUGAUGACAACACUUUUCAGGACGGAUCACACUCCAACAACAAUCAUCACGAUCAUCAAACACACUCACAUCAUGAUGAAUCUGUUCCGAAUCGAUAUUCACAACCCAACUAUGAAGAUGCUUUUGAAGUUGAAAACGAAGAUGAUGAUGCUGUAGCACAGGAAAUGAUCAAACAUCUCGUGAGUAGCAGCAAUAAUCAUGAACAAGCCGAAGAUGAUGGUGAAGAUCACUACACAACACCCUCCUUUCAAGAGCCUAGUGUCGUAUUGCAUGAUCAUUUGGAGGCACAACAACAACAACAGCAUAAUUUUGACGAAACAGCCCAUUCAAUCAUUCUCGGGACGACCAACAAUAGCCUCAUCUCAUCACUAAAUCCAUCCACAAUAACUUCUACUACACCCUCUUCCGAUCAUCACCAUCAUGAUGACUCUUCACUACUAUUGACUACCUCUCAAACCAUGACUUCCAAAUCCAAUUCAACUGCUAUCAUGCUCAACUCAACAACGGAUGCCAUGAAAACUGUUCCAACCCCUACCAACACUCAUAUUUUGUCUCCUUCCUUAAGUACCUCACACGUUCCAAAGUCAUCAUCAAUACCCUCAAGAAGUUCAGCAGCAAUGAUCAGUAGAGGAACAGAAUUCUUAAUGAUGGAAGAUCAUCAUGCCUCAGGCACCACUUUUCUUCCACCACCAUUGGGAGUUCCUGUUUUGAAUGCUACUGGCAACACUUCCAUCACCUCGCCACUUUUAGGCGCUGGGAAAAUGAAUUCAUCCUCAACACAACUCCACAAUUCUCAAGUUUUUUCACAUACUACUCCUCAACAACAACACUUCUCAACAGAUGUUUCUUCACUCACUCCAAUACAACCAUCCACUUCACAAGCCUCUAUUCCAGCAUCUCCCAAAAAAGUUAGAACUAUUCAAUCAAAAGAAAACGACAAAAGUUCAACAAGAUCCAACAAUGAAGCAACCGAGGAUAAUAACUCUAAUUUGGAAGUCCUUUCAACAACAGCUACAUCUACGACACACGUUUUUUCACCUGCUUACAUGCACUCAAAUCUCAUGCAUUCGUUUUAUAUGGGAGACAUGAUGUAUCAUCCAGAUAUGCAACAUUGGGUGUAUCCAUAUGGAUACCCUACACAGACAAGUUUUUGGAAUUAUGGAUUUCAAUCGUACCCACACGGGACAAUGCAGCCCCCAAAUGGAGAACAUCACUUGAUGGGCAGCGAGGAACACGAAGAAAUGCUUUCCAGUCAUCCUGAGAUGAAUCACGAACAUGAAGCUCAGCAACAACAUUUAGCUCAACAAACGCAACAAUUUUCUGCAGAUGCUUCCAAUUCAGCAGGUGAAGGAACCAUUUAUGUGAAUCCUAAACAAUACCAACGUAUUUUAAAAAGAAGAAUUGCAAGAGCAAAGUUAGAAAAUCAAAUGAAGAAUGCUGGACAGAAAGAAAAGGCCUCAUACAAGUACAACUCGAGACAUGAAUGGGCAAAAAAGAGAGCAAGAGGACCAGGUGGUCGCUUUUUGUCAAAGAAAGAGAAGGAAAAGCUUGAGCAAGCUGAGAAGGAAAAGAAUGAUGCCUCAACAACAGAAAAUUUCGCAAGUAUUGAGGGUUCCUUUGAUACCUCUUCCAAGCCAUCUCGAUCGAGCAAGAAAAAGAGAGAAACUGCUCCUUUGAAUUCAUCAAUUGUUCCUCCCCCAAUGUUCACUGCACCGAACAUGAUCCCUUUGGUAGGUCCACCCCAACAUAUCGCGUAUCCCAAAACCCUCCCAACAAUGAUGGAAGAUAUCAAUUUGCCUUCCGCCUCUUCCCAUCGACAAUAA
Molecule: messenger RNA, 1875 nt
Organism: Naegleria lovaniensis
Lineage: Eukaryota; Heterolobosea; Eutetramitea; Acrasida; Naegleriidae
Exons: 1
Coding region: 1-1875 (624 amino acids)
Biological process (GO): regulation of transcription by RNA polymerase II
Molecular function (GO): RNA polymerase II cis-regulatory region sequence-specific DNA binding; DNA-binding transcription factor activity, RNA polymerase II-specific
Source: RefSeq, a predicted model, not a curated record